This is a messenger RNA of Iphiclides podalirius (scarce swallowtail), 318 nucleotides long. NCBI's taxonomy places the organism in Eukaryota, Metazoa, Arthropoda, Insecta, Lepidoptera, Papilionidae. The record is from the annotation of a GenBank genome assembly.
AUGGGGGGGGGGGGGGGGGGGGGGUUCGGACGGACCCCCGGACGGGUGGCCGGUGCUGGAUGUCAACGUGAAAUUUCCCGCGCUGUCAAAAGCGUCGAGCUGUCGGUCCGCCGCCACGCGACUAGUGUCGUCCGGCCCGCCGCGCGCCGGGAUCUACGCGCUAGGGUUGUGUACCGUCAGCGUCCGUCGCACGCAGCGCGCCGCCAGCCGCCGCGCCCGCCACUACACCUCGGUCUCCAGCACAGGCCGGGGCUGCCAACAACAUCUCUCAACGACGCGCGGCUCGCCCCAUUCGACACCGUCCUACGUGCGCAGCCC